AUGAGGUGUGAGCUAUUUAUGCGAAAUCUUGAAGCUAUUGAAGGCCACAAUCCCUAUUUUGUUCAGAAAGUAGAUGCGUGCCAAGUAAGUGGACCGUCCUCUAUUCAAAAAAUGACAUCCUCAAUGCGAAUGCUUGCCUACGGAAUGCCAGCUAAUGCAAAUGGUGAUUACUUGCGUUUAAGACAAUGCACUACGAUUGAAUGCUUCGAACAUUUUUGUCGGGCAAUUAUCGAAAUAUAUGGUGAUGUGUAUUUAAGAUCUUCAACGGUAGAUGAUGUUAGUAGAUUGCUUGCUAUUGGUGAGGCUUGCGGAUUUCCCCCGUUAGCUUCUUAUGACUUGUGGAUUUGGCAUGCCUUUUUUGGAAUGCCGGGAUCCCACAAUGACUGCAAUGUCUUAGAUUGUUCUCUUCUUUUCGAUGAACUUGUCCAAGGGCGAGCUCCUCCCGCUAACUACUCUAUCAAUGGACAUACUACAACAUGGGUUACUAUUUGGCUGAUGGCAUAUAUCCUCAAUGGGCGACAAUUGUUCAAACUAUUUCAUCUCCCUAAUGGCAAAAAAAUAACACUUUUUGAAAAUGCAAGAGUCGGUGAGAAAGAAUGUGGAGUGGGUAUUUGGGGUUCUUCAAGCUUGAUUUGCAAUUGUGCAAAGACCAACAAGGUUUUGGGAUCAUAA
Molecule: messenger RNA, 672 nt
Organism: Rhododendron vialii
Lineage: Eukaryota; Viridiplantae; Streptophyta; Magnoliopsida; Ericales; Ericaceae
Exons: 2
Coding region: 1-672 (223 amino acids)
Source: RefSeq, a predicted model, not a curated record